AAAUCACCGAUCCGAAAGAAAAAAAAAAAAAAAAGGAGAAAAAAAGAAAGAGUAGCGAAAAAUGGCUCAGCUAGCUAGGAACGCCGGCCGCAUACUCUCCAAUACGACGCCGUAUCACCACCGCUCCGCCCUUGCCUCUAUCCACACCACCCUCCCUUCCCUCGCCGCAUCUUCCUCCUCCGCCCCCACUCCGUACGCGUCAGCCCCUCCUCCGUCGACCUCCUCCCCCGCCGGCUUAUCCAAGGGGGCGGAGUACGUGAUCUCGAAGGUCGAUGACCUCAUGAAUUGGGCCCGCAGAGGCUCAAUCUGGCCCAUGACUUUUGGAUUGGCCUGCUGCGCGGUGGAGAUGAUGCACACCGGUGCCGCACGGUACGAUUUGGAUCGGUUUGGGAUCAUUUUCAGGCCCAGCCCUAGGCAGUCGGAUUGCAUGAUUGUUGCUGGUACUCUCACCAAUAAGAUGGCCCCUGCCCUCCGCAAAGUGUACGACCAAAUGCCCGAGCCAAGGUGGGUUAUAUCCAUGGGAAGCUGCGCGAAUGGUGGCGGUUAUUACCACUACUCGUAUUCAGUCGUACGAGGUUGUGACAGGAUUGUUCCAGUAGACAUCUAUGUUCCAGGUUGUCCACCUACUGCCGAGGCCCUUCUCUAUGGACUUCUCCAACUCCAGAAGAAGAUCAAUAGGCGCAAGGAUUUCCUCCAUUGGUGGACCAAGUAAAAGGAAUUGGUUUCGCAGAUUUCGCUGUGUGUUUGUGGAAAAUAAUCGAACCGGUUGUAGCUUCUUUUUUUUCCGACUGUAUUUGCUAAGGAAACGGAGAGAUGUAUUUGGAUCGUAACUUGUUUGUUUUUUACUUUCCGUUGAUCGUAAUCUUCGAAGGCUUGUCUUAUGGUUAAUGUUUGUAUUUCCCAUUCAAUAAAGAAUACAUGAUGUCUGUGUGCCUUCUUUAUAAGGGGCUUAUUGAAGUAUUGAACAAUAUUCAAUAUUAAUAUUGGAGAAAGUCCAUCUUCGUUUUGGGAUUUUAA
Molecule: messenger RNA, 1017 nt
Organism: Erythranthe guttata (spotted monkey flower)
Lineage: Eukaryota; Viridiplantae; Streptophyta; Magnoliopsida; Lamiales; Phrymaceae
Product: NADH-ubiquinone oxidoreductase 20 kDa subunit
Biological process (GO): mitochondrial respiratory chain complex I assembly; aerobic respiration; electron transport coupled proton transport
Cellular component (GO): respiratory chain complex I
Molecular function (GO): quinone binding; 4 iron, 4 sulfur cluster binding; NADH dehydrogenase (ubiquinone) activity
Source: RefSeq, a predicted model, not a curated record